Podarcis lilfordi (Lilford's wall lizard) is the source of this 30030-nucleotide messenger RNA. NCBI's taxonomy places the organism in Eukaryota, Metazoa, Chordata, Lepidosauria, Squamata, Lacertidae. The record is from the annotation of a GenBank genome assembly.
UGCAUGCUGGGAACCAACAGUUCCCAGCCCGCCUCCUUUUCCGCUGUUGGAGACUCCCGAUGCUUUAACCCUUUGGUGUCAUUUUCUCCUUCCGGUUUGCCCCGAGUACCACACAGUAUCCCCCCACCCACCUCCUCCGGAGGGGAGAAUUCCUUCCUGACUGCCAAAAACCCAAACCCGUGGCGCCUUCAGGGCGCGCGUGACAGCUUCCCCCCCUUCCCGGCCACGUGAGAGGAGGAGGAGGCCCGCGUCUAGCGACCAGACCUGUCAACCGACCAGGGGGCGAGGGGGGGGGGAGAGGGACGAGCAGGCGGAGACUUGAAGCGGCGUUGGUGUUAUGUGUCUUCGCGCGUGGCCGUGCGUGCGCGCGCGCGCACGGGCCUGCCUGCCUGCCUUUCUCCCCAUAGGCUGACGUGCGGGUGCCAGAGCUUGAGGCGGCCGCUGCCCUCGCCCCCGUGCCGUCGUCGGCGUCGAUCGCAGUGCGCUGGGCAGCCGCGCGGGGGUUCCUCACAGAGCGAGCCAAGUCCUUAACGGGAGAAGAAGGGGGAAAGGAAAGCGGGCAAGAAGAAAGCUGAGGCGGCGGCGGCGGAGAGAGAGAGAGAGAGUUUGUGUGUGAGGGAGAGAGAGAGAGGAGGAAGGAAGGCGGCGCGCGCGCUUCUCUGUCCGCGCGCGCCUCUAGAGGGAGCAAGGAGGAGGCGGCGGGCGCUGCUGCUGCUGCUACGACUGCUACUCCUCGGUCGGCGUCCCUUCCCUUCUCUCCUUCCUCCCUCCCUCCCUCCCUCCCCGACCGGAGUGUCCUCCCUUUACCUACCCACCCACCCUCUCCUCCGCCUCCUCCUCCCGGACUGAGCGAGCGAGGGAGCAGCGAUGGCGGCCGCCGGGGCUCUCUCCAAGCACGAACAGAUCCUGGUCCUCGAUCCGCCCACCGACCUCAAAUUCAAAGGUACGAGAGAGAGAGAGAGCGGGCGGAGGAGCAGGAAUCCUUCCCAAUGGUUGGGGGAGGGCGGCGGCGGCUGCGAUACCCAAAAGGGUGGACGGGGAAAGGCAACUCUUUCCUCCCCCGCCCGGCGCCGUGUUUAACGGUGGGGCUGAGAGAUGUGUGGGGAGGAGAGCGGAGCGGGCGGCAAGAAGGCCUGGCCCAGCCGCCCUCCUUCCGCGGAGAUUCGGGUGGGAGGUUUGAAUCGGGAGGGACGGGACGAGGCGUCGCCGUCGCCAUCUUGCUCUCGCCUCCUGUCUUCUCCCGCCCCGGUUCGCCGUCGGUGUGCGGUGCUGAGGCGGGAGCCUCUCUUCCCUCCCCCGCUUCCCCGACCUCCCCGCGUCAUCCUGAGCAGCCGGCUUGGCCGGCCCCAAUUACGGCUCCAUCCGCCGGCGGAGGGCGGGAGAGGGAAGCUGGCCUGGCGAGUCUGCGGAGCCGGCCUUAGGCGCUGCCAGCUCCUCCGCCCCUCCCCGGGCUCCUCUUCCGCAGCGCAGCCUGGACCAGGCCCUGCUUGGGCCAAAUCUGCUCUUGGCCGGCCACCCGCUCGCCGCUGUGAGAGGAGUGCGGGGACGGCUUUCGCGCCACCCGUGUUUCCACGAGAGGCUCAAGAUGCGGCUGGGCAGCCCUUGUAUAAGAUGGGGGAGGGGGAAACUCUGCACGUUUCCUACAUUUCCAGGCGGCGCCUUCCCUUCCCCCGAUUUCGUUGCCACCUCGAUUCUUCCAUUCUGAUAUACCUGUAGUCGAGUGGUGGUAUCUUGCACCAACGCCCUCUGACGUGUCAUGUAAGGAGCUCGGUAAUGGGCGUUUUCCAUAGCAACGACACUCUUGAUAUUGGACACCUUGGGUUUAGUGAACGACACGUUUUUGUUGUUGUUGUUGGCAGAAAUAAAAGCUUCCCCUCCCCCCGCCCCGCAGGUGUGUUUCCUGAGACCGUGCAUCGAAUAUAAGAAUCGUGUACAAAGUGCAGGAUAAGUUUCUGUGCUUUGAGUAUUUGUUGCUUCGGUAUUCGGUGUGUUCUUAUUUGCAGAAUGUUUCUAAUGCGAUAUAUACAGAAUAUAAAUUUUUUUUUAGUUAUCCCCCAUUAUAGCAGUGAUAUAGAUGGUGAUGAAAUUGUAAUGCCAUUCGGAAAAGUGUCAAGAUUCUUGGAGGGUAAUUGCCAAAACACAGUAAACAUAUUCUGUUAGUCGUAAAAUUGUACUCUGUCUCUGAUUAGCACUAGGUUGAAUGGAUGGCUUUAGAAACAUCACAAUCUAGGUCUCAGUUGUCCACUUAUAAGAGGAAUUAAUAUUACUUAAGUUACCGAGUUAGGUAUAGGGAGGACUAUAGUAAUACUAUAACCUCUUGAGCUAGAUUGUAACUCUAACUGAAAAAUAUAUCAUUUUGAGCAAGUUUGUAAUAUUCAAAAGUUGAUUAAUGGGAGUUUAGGGGAGCAGGCAGUUAAAAUGACAUAUUAGUGUUAGUUUUUUGGACACUUGGGGUGAUAAUGUAAUAUUGUUGCUCAAAGAAGGAAGUUGUGAAUUCAGGUAGCAUUUUAUAAUUUUAUUUAUUUAUUUUAUUUUUUAUAUUUUAAAUAGCAUUUCAGAAUCUUCAAGCUCUGUUGCAACUUGACAAUCAUAAAUCAAUUUUAGUUUAAAACCUCAAGCUAAACUCAUUGCUUGGGAAUCUCACUAUUUUUUUUGUGAAAUUUACAGAUAAUGUGUUCAGGAGGAAGAUAUGGAAAUGUAAAAAUUUAGACUUAAUUGAUAAAAGUUACUUAUUAUGAGGUUUUUUGUGGUGGAGGUGGGAUGAAGAGUAAGAUAGAAUGUUGUGGAAUUCUUAUGGAAUCUGGCCAUUGAAAGUUUGUGUGACAUACAGCUUGAGCUGAUGUGUGUUUACUCAGAAGUAAUUCCCAGUAAGCUUUAUUAGAUUUACUCCCAGGUAAGUAUACAUGGGUCUGCAGCAGGCCUUCAGCUUUGGUUCUUGCAUUACCUAGGGAAGUCAUCUAGUUGAAUCAGUUAAGGUUUACUUCAGAGGAAUUUUUGAAGCAUCUACCUGUUGGGAGGCAUGCUACUUUUUAAAUCAGUUUUUUAAAAUGCCUGAUAUGUUUGCAUUUUUAGAAUAAUCUGUAGCAUAAAACCAGAUAGUGGUUUCAUUAUAGCACCUGAACACAACUCAAAAGUAACUUAAAAGAAGAACAUUUGCUUUGUUUGUAUAAAGCCCAGUCAAUGGCAUUUUCAGCUUAAAAAACAACAACUUGGGUGGCAAAGCUGAAGGUGUACAGUCCUUAGCUAGGUAGAAUACAUAGAUGUACCUUACCCUUGGUAUGCUGGACUAUCCUAAGUCUGUUUAUUCAAAAGUAAGUUGUCCUGAAUUCAAGUUAGUGUGUUUAGUACUGUUGCCUCAGUUAAAUUUAAAUCUGAAAUGAAUAUACUUGUAAGCCUGUUUACUCUGAUAAAACUUCUAAGCAAGUUUGCUUAGAGUAGCAACCACAAUGUGGUAAUGUACAGUGCAUGUAAACCAAGUGUAGGCCUAUUGAGUCUUGCCCUUGAGUCUCACUGGCAUAUAUAGACAUUUGUAUAAGUAAAUAUACAAAUAUUUACAAACGCCAGCUCACUUGGCCUGAAAGUGAGAUGAGUACCGCAACCCAUAGUCGCCUUUGACUGGAUUUAACCAUCCAGGGAUCCUUUACCUUUACCAUAUAAGUAAAAUGGUUGUCAUUGCCAAAUGUAUUGAAACAAUUAAGUAAUGGGAUUUCAGUUUGUUUCAGAAUACAGAAGGAUCUGGACACAUUCUCAUCCAGAGCUAUGAUAAAGUGGAUUUCUGCCACAAUCUUAAAACAGGUUUCCCUAGCAAAUAAAGGCUUAGGACAGAAUAUAUGGAGUGCUGUGCCAGUGCAAUAUCACAAAUGUGACCUUAUGCUGAUAUUGCAGGCAGACAAUUCAGUGCAAAUGUUUCAGAUCAGGAUGUAAGUGCUACAGGAAUCAACAUAAUUUCAGUAGUUAUGAUAACCUGACUUUUAGACAUACUGCAGCUUGUAAAAAAAUGUUUAAAGUUACACGAAGAAUUGUGAUAAUACAAAAUAAUUGAAAGUUUAUGACACAGUUCCAAAGAUGUUUUGACAUUGCUGACAAUGCAUUGGCAUUAACAUAUUUAGAAUAAGGGUAGUAGUUACACUGGAUCCAUAUUUAAACCCCAGAAAAGCUUAUAAUAUAAACACUUUUUAAAAAUUGUAAUAUUAUGCUGAAACAGGCUAGAACUCUUUACAUCAUAAUUCAAAAUAAAAGAUUUUGCUUCAGUUCACCGUUUGAGUAGUACAAACAAAUGUGUCACUUUCAUUGCCUUUGUAUGUUGCUGAUAAUGCAAGUGUGCUUAAGUGGUAAACAAGACAAAAGUAUUUCAAAUAUAAGUUCAAAAUUACUAUUUUACGUUCUUAAAAGUUACAGUUGAGCAGUCAGUGCCAGGCUGUCUUUCUCUGGUCAGGACACAUUGAUUUUGAGUUAAUAGCUUAUUGCAUUGCCAUAAAAUUUAUUUUAAAAUGUUUCCUUUGUAAAAAAAAAAAAGGUGUUUCUUAAUAAAAAGUCUCUUAAAUCCAAUAAUGAUGAAACAUUCUUAAUAACAAUGGAUGAUGUUUAGUGCAUAACUGCAUGUGGUUAAGUUAAAGUUGAAAUAGAUGGGCCUCAAUCAUGAAUAGCGAUGUUAAAUCCCUCAGAUAUCCGAUUUAAAUUUUAUCAUAUAGUAGGGCUGAAAGAGAUGUCUGCCUUGGAAAGGAAUUGCCAGCUGAAAUACUUGGCUAGGUGGCCAAUAGCUUGACCCAAUAGAAGACACCUUAUUGUAACUAUGUGCUAUAUCCUUAAGGGGGAGAUCCAUUGUAGCUUGAAUGGGUGUCCACUCGUGUAAUGGGGCUUCCCUUUCUGGGGGACCCCUUGAAACAAAUCUGGGGGGCAGAUGGAGGUUAGAGAAGAGCAGUGUUAGAAAUUAGUCAGUUGUGUUUUGCUACUGGCAUGGGUCCAGUUGUGACCACAUGCAGAUCUCCAUCUGGCUGGCUUCUCCAGCUUUCUUAAGCAGGUAAGCAGAAGAGCUUGUUUACUGCAUUUAUAUCCCACCUUUUUCUCCAAGGAGUACAUGGUUCACUUCCUCCCUCCUCCUCCCUCCCUACCUCAGCGACCCUGUGAGGUAGGUUAAGAGGUGGUGACAGGCCCAAGGUCACCCAGUGAGCUUCAUGACUGAGUGGAGAUUUGAACCCUGGCCUCCCAGGUCCUAGUCUAAUAUUCUAACCACUACACCACACUGGCUUCCUAGAUUACUUCAGUUGUGGGGCAGCUAUAUUAAUUAAGUAGGUAAAUAAAUAAACAGGGGAAAGCAAAAUGUCACGGAAGAAUCUGAAAUAUUUUCCUUGAAGUUUGCAUUUGUUUUAUUCUGGAUUGUUUUAUUUGAUGUUUUAAUGUGUUGUAAACACAUUAUAUCUUUAAAAUAUGAAGCAGUAUAGAAAUGAAAUGAAAAAUCAUAAUAAUAAAAAUAAAUUUCAGUGUUAAAAAAUGGUGUCUAGAUAUUCUGUUGUGGUGACCACAACCUUGGCUUAAGGUGCCAUUUGGUGAUUAGCUUAUAUAUCGUGAGUUUCUCACACUGGAAAAGAGAAACCAGAAGUUCCAUUACACAAGCAGGUUAAAUAAUUGUAUUUCACCCAGUGGAUUUAAGGUGCCACACAUAACUAUUCUCUGUUGGUUACAAGUUUACACUAGCCAUUGUUAACACUGCCCAUAUUAAAGAACAACAUUUCAUGCUUAGUUAUUACAUUUCAAGUACAGUGGUGCCCCGUAAGACGAAUGCCUCGCAAGACGAAAAACUCGCUAGACGAAACGGUUUUGCGUUUUUUGAGUCGUUCCGCAAGACGAAUUUCCCUAUGGGCUUGCUUCGCAAGACGAAACGUCUUGCGAGUUCUUGCGAGUUUGUUUCCUUUUUCUUAAAGCCGCUAAUAGCCGCUAAGCCGCUAAUAGCCGUGCUUCGCAAGACGAAAAAACCGCAAGACGAAGAGACUCGCGGAACGGAUUAAUUUCGUCUUGCGAGGCACCACUGUACAGGUAGUUUAGUUACUGAUGGAAUUUCACCAUGGUGAAGUCAUGAUGACAUAUUUUGUAAUAUUGUAUUGGUGCAUCAAAAGGUUUAAGCAUUUUUGGAAAUCUCUGCAAAUAGAGCACAGAGGCUGUAGAAUACUUUAGGCUUAACUAUAAACUGCAGAAUGUUGGAGACUUGGUGGAUAAUUGUUAAAACUGGUCUGAUAACAGAAGUAUAGUUCACCAUUGCAUAGCUGCUGGUAUUGCAAAGGAUAUACACUUACUGCAAAUUGAGACGCUUGCACUUAAGAGUAAAAAUAGCUCACCAUUAAACCCAUCCCUCUGCCUUUAAGAUCGGUUGCCAAAAUUGGUCAUUGGUAUGUCUUUCAUGUAGGCAGGGUUGGAACAUUUUAAAUAUGUAUCUGUCAUAUGUCGGUAUGUCUUUUUUAACUUAGUUUAUGUUUUUCUCAAACUUAAGACACUGAAGGAAAAUAAGUGAGAAUUUUCAUGAUCUGGCUAAUGUAAUAGCUGUUUCUUGCAUCACAGUUUCAUAUGCACACAUCUUUCAUUUAAUUUUUAAGAUACCUGUUGGGGCAAAUUGGUAUUUGACUUCUGCAUGUCUAAUGUGGAGUAUUAAAAUAGAUCUGCAUACAUGUAAUAUGAAACAGCCCUCAUAUUGAUUAGACAUUUGCAUUGCUGUUUCAGAAGUCCAUUAAGUGAGAUAGUAAAUUGGCUUUCUGGGUGCAAAAACUUCUGUGUUGGUACAUUCUAAGGUGGAAAUAUACUGCAAAAUAUAUUAGAUCAGAAAUAGAAUUAUAGGACUGUAAACAGUGAUGAGAGUCUUUUAGAAAAAAAUCCAAUGCAAGUUAGUUUGCAUAUGGAAAUUUGCACUAGUUUUUUGUUUGUUUGUUUUUGGUGCUCCAGGUGAGGCCUGAACUCACUAUAAGUUUUUUUGAUGUGCUAGAGAAUGAUCUAAUUUAGCAUCUUUAUUUUACUUGUAUUUAGUAAGCAGUGCUAAAAAUAUUGAAACUGCCAAGUUCGCCUAAUAUAUUUUCCAUUUAUAUCCGUGCAUUGUUGUUAAUUAAGUUAUGAAGUGGAAAAAUAAAGCGCUGGAAAAUGUUCUGUCCCCACAUCACUGGCCAAAACAAACUUGGUUUCAUUCAUUCUAAGUCCAAAACACUUUUUAGUUUUGCAAUCUUAAUGCAUGUUUACUUGGAGAAAAAUUCUACUCAGUUCUUAAAGUUGCGGUUGGGCAGGUGGGUAUUGAUUUCACCUUUAAUUUCACAGGUUGCCUUCUUGCAUAAACAAAGCUACUGAUAUUUAGGCUGUAAUCCUAUGCACUCUUAAUAGGAAACAAGUCCCAUUGAAAUUGCUGAGACUUCUCAAUAAAGAUGCAUGGCAUUUCAUUGUUGAGUCUAAUUUCUGUAAUUACUGUUUUGGUAAUCUCAGAUGAUUGUCUAUUAUUUCCAGAAAUUAUUGCUUAAAUCUUACCAGUAUUUCACAUAAAAUGCACUGGAUUAUAUCAGACAGAAUCAUAUUGCCCAUGGAAGGACCCUUCUGCUCGUGGAAUGAUCAUAGCACUAAAACAAUUUUGUAAAAAAAGUAUGGCUUCCUAUAUAGCAGUUGGAAGUCUUUAUUUAUAUUUUAUCUUUGCAAAUCAAUAUAGAGCACAACAGUAUAGACAAUACAGUUAAUAACACUGCUAGAAAGUUCUAGGGAGGUUGUAGUAUGAAGUAUGGUUACAGAAGUAUAAAACUGGGAAUAAAAAUUCUGCCUGUUAUAGCUCUGAGGCCACCUGUGCUGCAGUGGUUGAAUACAAAGCCAGUUAAAGCAAAUGGUUUGGGCUAUUUAAUGCUGGGGAGCAGAGGAGUUUGUCAGAAACGUCUUUAGUAGAUUUGAGUCAGUUGAGCAUGAUAUCACUCCAGUAUUGUUUGUAACUUCUAACCAGAAAGUAGUAAAUGACUAGAAUAGUUAAGGAAUGGUAGGUGGGAAUUAAUGCUCUUCAUUUUUGUAUAAUUGUUGCUCAUAUUUGUCCACCAGACUGCAGUUUAAUAAAUGCAAUGUCAUUAGGAUUUCUACUAGAUGAAAUUCUUUUGGAUGAACUAUAUAGGGUCUUGUAUGUCAUGUAUUGAUAAUUAAGGAGCUGUAAUGAACAACGCUGUGGGUUAAACCACAGAGCCUAGGACUUGCCGAUCAGAAGGUUGGCGGUUCGGAUCCCCGCGACGGGGUGAGGUCCUGUCACUCAGUCCCUGCCCCUCCCAACCUAGCAGUUCAAAAGCACUUCAAAAUGCAAGUAGAUAAAUAGGUACCGCUCUGGUGGGAAGGUAAACGGCGUUUCCGUGUGCUGCUCUGGUUCUCCAGAAGCGAGAUGAGCGCCGCAACCCCAGAGUCGGCCACGACUGGACCUAAUGGUCAGGGGUCCCUUUACCUUUAAUGAACAACUGGAUCAUACUGUGAAAUGUUAGUCAAUCUAGGCUAAUAAAAGGAUUCAUGAUGCUCUACUACCUUAGGUGGUACUUCAUUCCAGAAUAAUUUGUCUAAUGCGCCUCAGCACAUCAUACCAUUAUAUUGUUGCACAAAAGCCUUGAUAAUAUUAAUGAAUGCAGCAUAAAAAUCUCCAUAGGACACAGACAAGAGCCCAUCCUCUCUCAGACCAAAGGUAGCCUUUCAUGAGGGGAAUUCUGUGUAUCUAGAAGCAGCAUACCAUAUUUUAACUAUACAACAACAAGGAAUAAUGUGCUCAUCAGUAACUUAACUUUUCCUGAUGAAGGAAUAAUUUUGACUUAGAAUGCAUGGGGUUCUUUUUCUGUCAGUCAACGUAUUGCAGUAUCCAUCUGCUGACUUUUUGUGCUGUGUUUGCUUUGGAACCUUCAUUUUUGUUGGUCUGCUAAAAUAAUAACAAGCUGGUUGUUGAAGUAAGGCCUGACAUAUUUGUUGCAAACAUUAGGUGUAUAAUGGGUUUGAUCUUGGCUGGGUGUGUAUUAACUGGGGCUUACAUAAUAUUAUUUGCUUAGUUCAUCAUAUCCUAGAGUAUCAGUAUGUUGCAUUUCCUGUAGUUGCUUAUCUCAGUUGGUAUACUGCUCUAAAUUAUUAAUGUGAUUUUUAGUGUGCUGAACAUGAAGACAAGGUAAGUUGACUUUAAAGGAAUGUUGUAGAUUCCUUUUAAAAAAUCAUUUUAAUUUUAAAGAGUCUGUUAACAGUGCGAUUAAAUAACUUCAUAUAGGAGAAAAUAUUUUAUUGUACCUGUUUAUUAUCUCUUCUUAUCUAUUCCUUGCUUACAAAGUGAUUUAAAGCUGGACAAGUAGUAGUAGUAUUAUUUGAAAGUAUGACUUUUAAAUAUAUGAGUUACUGUUCUAUGUAACAUGCAAACUAACAACAAAAAUAAAUUUAGUUAUCCAAUUUCUAUUUGUAUGAGGUAAUAUGUUGGCAGAUUAUUAUUAUGUAUAAUGCAUGUGAUUCUUUACUAAGUAAUAUAAUCAAGAUAAAUCCUGAAGAACCUUAAAUUUGGGUACUUACCGAGGGAUGGGAGACAAACAAAAGAGUUAAGCCAGAUGUUUUAUGCAAUAGGUGAUCGUUGAUGAGGAACUUGAAGGAAAAUGAUGCCACCACUUGGGUGUUCUGGGCUUAAAUGGGCCAGCAAGGGAGAGCAAGUGGGAUCAUUUUUAGAUGAGGUGGCCAACAUGGGCCCUUCCAGAUGUUAAGAUCAGUGUUCGAAACUACCAUUAUUCUAGGCACAUUUAGUGACAGGGAAUUUCAUAAAAGUGAGCAGUUUCUGAGCUCUGGGUACAGUACUGCUCCUAAGAUUUCAGAUUAAAACUGGCACUGCGGGUGUGGGAAGAGAAAUUCCUCCCCACUAGACUUCCAAUAUAUCUAGGGUUCAUCUUAUGGAAAAAUAUGGCAAGUCUUAGAUUUGCGAACUGGACACUCAAGGUGGGUGUCUCUGCCAUCAGUUGUACAGGCCUUUAACAUGUGUUAGUUGUGGUGCCAAAAAAUAUAUAUUUAUCUGAAGGAAAGGAUGUGUAGGGAGAAUCCAGGGCUUGUCUGCAGAGUGGAAGGAAAGAAGGACCUUUUUCUGCUUUCCCGCUUCCAACCAUUCUCUGAAGACUGGAGAAGAGAUUCUCUUAAGAAUACAGUGGUACCUCGGGUUACAGAUGCUUCAGGUUACAGAUUCCGUUAACCCAGAAAUAGUACCUCGGGUUAAGAACUUUGCUUCAGGAUGAGAACAGAAAUUGUGCCGUGGCAGCAGCGGGAGGCCCCAUUAGCUAAAGUGGUACCUCAGGGAGGCGGGCGGGGGAAGCAUGGCUUUGUUUUUUGCAGUCUUCAGAUGAGGACUAGCAGCAGUUCAUUCACUUACAGCUUUGUAUUCUUGUUAUUAAAAAGUGUGCCUAGACAUUCUGUUGUUGUGCCUAUAACCUAGGUUUAAGGUGCCAUUUAGCUUCUAGCUUUCAUAUUUCAGUUUCUAACAUUGGUUAAGAAUACAGCUCAACCAUUCCUGCCCAUUGGCAAUGCUGGUUAAGGCUAUUGGAAGCUGUAGUCAAACAGCAUUUGGAGGGCACCUUGUUGGAUACCCCUGCUCUAAGAAUAUAAGACUUUUGGACAGGCUGAGGAUGAUAGUAGUUGAAUGACUAAAGGUCAUGGACAAUGGAGGUAUUUAUGGAAGAAAUGAUAUCGCAUGAAGGAAGGAAGAGCCGCAUGAUUUUGACAGGAUAGUUCUGGACAGAGGUGAGAGGAUCUAAGUGUUCAAAGGGGAAGGCCAGAGAAACGGUUUUCUCAUCAGGAACAAAUAACGGUGUUCCUCUGGAUAUUCUCACUGGGGUAUAAGGACUCAGGUGACCUUUAAGGUAUCUGGGACCCUAGUUGUUCAGGGCUUUGUAUGAACCUUGAACCUGCCCAGUAGCAUUUGGGCAGCCAGUGCAGAUGCUUUAGCAGAGAUGUCACAUACAGUCAGCCCUCCUCCCACAAGCAGUAGGCCCACUGUAUUAUACACUAGCUGGAUCUUUUGGACCAGGCCGAAGGGCAGCCGCACAUGGAGCUCCACACAGAAAAUCUCUAGUUAUAGGUAAGGCAAAAAUUGCUUGGGUUGUUCUGAAUGCCAAAUCACUUUACAGUGGUGCCCCGCAAGACGAAUGCCUCGCAAGACGAAAAACUCGCUAGACGAAAGGGUUUUGCGUUUUUUGAGUUGUUCCGCAAGACGAAUUUCCCUAUGGGCUUGCUUCGCAAGACGAAACAUCUUGCGAGUUCUUGCGAGUUUGUUUCCUUUUUCUUAAAGCCGCUAAACCGUUAAUAGCCGCUAAGCCGCUAAUAGCCGUGCUUCGCAAGACGAAAAAACCGCAAGACGAAGAGACUCGCGGAACGGAUUAAUUCCGUCUUGCGAGGCACCACUGUAUUAGGAUUUAUCUAAAGAAGAAAAUGUUUACAUGCUAUUCAUUAUACUCUUGUGCAAGUACUAGCGGAAGGUUACUUGCCGCACAGUACUAAGGUAUAUCAGGGUUUGCAUUGAGAAGCAUGUUGAAUAAGUAGUGCAUGAACUACUUUUUAUGGGUCAUAAAGUCUUUGAAAGAGCAUGUGCCAAAUCUUGGGCUGGAGCUUGCACAAGUAGAAUAACUUUUUUGGAUAGGGAAUCACUUUUCUAAUGCAGUGCUCUCCCAGUAGGUCAGAAACAACCAAUUUCUGGUAGCAGAAAGGCAUUUUUGAUCCAAGCCAAUAUCAUAAAAUUUAGAAGCCAUUUAAAAUGGUGUAAUAUGCAGCCCCUGUUGGUAAUGGAAUAUAUUCUGUGCUAUUUUGUUACAUUUAAUGGAGAAAUAUGCGUAACAUUUAUACUAGCAUAGUGAACAGCAUUGGCACACGUUGCAUUUAUAUCCUCAUAAACAGCUGCUGGCACUCCUGGUUUGGCACUGUAGUGUACAACCGGAAACAUAGACAGUAUGAUUGAAAAGUUCAGUUACCUAGAAGACAUUUGUGCCAAGAACAGGAAACAGGCUGUACAGCUGACAUAGUUUGCUACGCCAUGGGUGGGUGAACUGGGGUGGUUUAAGGAAGCCCUUGGUAUGAGAAUCUUACAUGUUGUAAAGCACUGUGGCCAUUAAAUAUGGGGUUGGGAGAAUUGAGUUGCAACCCAAUUUGUACAUGUUUACUUAGAAGUAAGGUUCACUCAGACUUACUCUGAUUGCCGUCUCAGGGUGGAAUCCUGUACAUACGUACCUGAAGUAUUUACUUCUGAAUAAACAUGCAUAGUCUUGUGUUGUUAGUCUCAAAUAAUCAUGUAGUUUGGGAAGUCAAUGAGGUGGGUUUGUUUGUUUUGUUUAAGAAAACAUCAAUCCCUCAUAUUUUUUGGAUUGAUAUAAAUUAUAUCCUGCCUUUCUUUUGGGACAGGAUCCAAGGCGGCUCAGAGCUUGAAUUUCAACAAACGCAACUAGAAACAUAGUAUCAGUAUAAAUACUAACAAUUAAAUAAGUAACCCUAUUAAAAACAACACUGAAACCAAUUAAAAGCACAGAAGAAAGAAAAGAAUGUACAAAAUCCAUAUACUGCUUUAAUUUAAAGCUGAUCAAUGAAUGCUAGGUAAUACAUAAAUGUAAAGUCGAUAAGAAGAGAUUAGGUCUGCAUAAGACUACCUGCUUAAAAGGUAGCUAAAAUUUCAGAUCUCAGUCUCAAUACUAAGUGCAAUGUGACAUAUUCAUUUCUUUAUGAAAAAAUGUUAAGAGGAAAAUUGUAGUGCUGUACUUUCGUCCUUAGCUUUGGCAAUAUGUAGCACGAUACCAGGAGGACCCUUCUUUGAUUUUAAAAGUGUAGCAUACUGAAUGCAUUUUCUAGCCAGUCUGGUGAAGGCUAGUUUCUCUACAGUAUAGUCAAACAUAGCCCGACAAGCAGUGCUCUAAAAAGCAUUCACACCAAGGCCGUUGGUGGUAAUGAGAUUUUGUUGAAGUAAUUCAGAAAUAAGUCCGUCGACCAGUUUCUGGCUAUAUUGAAGCUAAAGUCUUUUAUUUUUAAAAGACUCCUAAUUAUUUAGCUGCAUGCAUAAUUUUCUUCAGUUUCAUAAUGUUUAUAUUAUUAACAAUGGCCAGCUAACAAUAAUUCUUUGUACUUUACCCUGUGAUAGAAAUUUAGAAAAUGACUUUGAAUAUAACUGUGCAUCAAGGAAAAAUCUGUCAGUUUAAGUUAAGUUCUUUUUUGUUCUACAGUUAAUAACAGUCAAAUUCUGUUUUUGGAGCAGAGCCUUUUCAGCAUGUGAUUUGCUUUUACUCACUUCUGGGGGAUACCCCUGGAAGUUCAGUGCUAAUCCUGUUAAUUGCUUUGAAUGGUUCCUAGAUGAAUAACAUUAGAAAGGGAUUGUAUGUAAACCCAUCUUGGCUCGUGGUGUUAACAAUCAUUUUUGGUUGUAUAGUCAGAUGUGGCUUCUUUUAGUCAGGUGGCACCUGUAAGACCUGUGUUUUAUUUAUAUACCGUAUUGGCCCGAAUAUAAGCCACACCCGAAUAUAAGCCGCACCUUUAAAAUUCAAGGGGGGAAAAGACGAUACCCAAAUAUAAGUUGCUCCCUUAAAAUUCUGCAGGCACUCACACUGUUUAAUUUCUCCAUAGAAGUAAUAUCUCUCACUGUCAUUUAAGAGCAAAACAGCUUUUAGAAAGCUUUCUGUGCUAAGAAUUUCUCUUGCAUAAGUUGACAUAUGUUCAGGAAUACACUGAUACUAUUAAUUUGAUACCAUGUUGACAGUCUAGCAUGUAUGUGUUAUAAACAUGAGCUGUUUUCUACUUUUCAUAUUUUGUUUACAGAAGAAUAAUGGUUGCAUGUAGCAUAAGGGCUACUAAGAUGCCACCUGAUCUGACAGUUGUUCUCCAUCAUAAUUGUUUUGCUACAUCAGACUUGGGUUCAGUGUAGUCCAGCGCUCUGUCACCAACAGCAGCCAGUAAGAUGAUCCUGGAAAACACACAGGUAGUGAUAGAAGAGAGGGCCUAUUUGUCCCUAGAAUUUGGUAAUCAGAUAGAUGUUGUCUCUGAGUAUGGAGGAUCCAGGUUUUUUUUAUUUGUUUUAAGUUGAAGAGGAUUUAGAGAGCUCUUGGGAUAAGAUGGUUAAAGUCAAAUAAUAAUUUCUUUCCAAAUAGGGGCCACAUAGGAGAAAUUCCAACACGCUUGUGCAAGGGUAACAUGAUCUUCCAUGUUGAAAGAUCCAUUUUUGGCUUUUAUGGUUAAACCUAUUGCCAGGUCAUUCAUUUUUUAAAUUUCCUGGCCAGUGCAUUUAUAUGUUAAAUAAAUAUCUCAUUUUAUUGGUCCUGGACCAGUUGUUAAUUUCACUGUACUACCCAAGAACCUAAGAGCUCAGAGAGAGGAAAUACUUUUCUUCAUUCCUUGCACAUCAUGAUUUUACAAGCUUUAUUAUGUUCCAUCUUGGCUUCCAUUUUCUGAACUAAAAUAUUCUAAUUUCUUCCACCUUUCUCUUUAUGCAAGAUGCUUGGCUUAUUUUGGUAAUUAGCUACUCAGUGAUCAUCCAGCUGCAGGGAGCAUUCAAAUGCACGUGCACCAUAGAUCUAUGUAAUGACAUAAUGACACAAAUAUAUAGUUCUGUUUUCAGCUAAUAGGAUCUCCACCAAAUGAUGGGAAUUUUUGUAGCAAUAUGGUCAUAGCAGGACACAUCUUUUUACAGCUGAUUUUUCUCCACUGUUUCUUUUCUUGGCCACUGUUCCCUUCUUUUUGUCCUUUGAGACCUCUGCCUCUAUCUGCUGCCUCAUUGGCAUGCUUGCCUCUGGCUGUUUACGUGCCUUCUCUUUUUCAUUCUUUUUCAGCUGUGGCUUAUCCUUGUGGCUGUUAGUGAGAUGCCAGCCUCAAAAAAAUAAAAUAAUAAAAAUAAAAUAAUUCAAAUGGAUGGAUCCUUGCUGGUUUUUAUUGACAGUCAUGAAAAUAGGUUGGCGUAGUGCAGGGUGCUGAGCCAUGGGCCAGAUGAGGCCCACCAAUCUCUGUAAAUUGGUUUACAAGGCUUCUUCCUCCACAUUGGAGUUCUGAGCUAGAAGUAGACGAACCUCCCAGCCCAGUGUUGCAAUGGGGGGAAAUUAUGCUGUCUUUUCAGAGACCAUUCUCGGCCGUUCAGCAGUAGGUCUCUGAAGAACAGAAACCGCUACUGUUCUGGUAUGUGUGUGUGAUGCAUGUUCCUUUUCCAGUCUUUCUCUUCCAUGAGGUUGUUUUCCAGAAUAAAUGUUGCAGAUUCCCUAAACGAUAUUUUUCCUUCCCUAUCAGCUUGGACAUCAUAUUCCUGUGAUAGCAGAGUAGUUUAGGCAAAGGCAGGAGAGGUUUUGGACAGUAUUGCACAGAGGAUCCUUUUUCUAAUUAUUUCCAAUUUUUAUUUUGGUGUUUUCACUGCCAUAGCACCAAUGGCUACGUGAAUGGAAGGCUGCUCUUACAACUUAUUUUCCGCUCUGCCCUCUGAAAGGUAUCUCCAGAGGGUUUGAAUAGUAUGGGCUGUGUCAUGGGGACUAUAGGAGGAGAAGGGAAUUGUCAAAAACCAGCCAGAGAAACAUUGCCUGAGCAGAGCAGAGCACAAAAAGAGUAUUAAUUGAGGCAGGGACUUGCUGGUAGGCUUUUCUAAACUGCAAGAUAUUGGGAGAAAGGAUGGAAGACAAUAAUAACUUGCUGGUCACCAUUGACUACCUCUUAAACAUGGUUUGUGGAUAUGUCUUGAUUUGGACCAUUGGUUUGCUUGUGAUGCCUGUUUUUGGAGAUCACAUCUAACAAAUAGACUAAUUACUAAACAUAAACCUUUAACAAUUUCAGGUCCCUUCACAGAUGUAGUCACUACAAAUCUUAAAUUACGAAAUCCAUCGGACAGAAAAGUAUGUUUUAAAGUGAAGACUACAGCACCUCGUCGAUACUGUGUGAGGCCAAACAGUGGAAUUAUUGACCCAGGUUCUUCUGUAACUGUAUCAGGUAAAAAUGUUUGGUUGUUUUUCUUUCUUUUAUUAGCAGUGUGGAACCUUUUUCCUCUCUAACGGCCACAUUCCUUUGAUGGCCCAUAUAAGAUCAGCGUACACUGUUGGGCCUGAUGAGCAUUUACUGUUCCCAACCCAAAUCCUGCAGAAAGCCAUCUAAUUCAGAUUUUAAUUUUAUCCUGACUUCUUUUUAAGAGGUGAUUUAAUUACUGUUUGAUUUUAUAUCAAUGUUUAUAUUUGAUUUUAGCCGCUCUGAGUCCGGUCUCGGCUGGCGAGGGCAGGAUACAAAUAAAAGUUUUAUUUUUAUUAUUAUUAUUAUUAUUAUUAUUAUUAUUAAUGAAAGUUGUCUGGGUCCACAUAUGAGCAGUGAGCAGGGCAAAUUCCAAAAUGGACAGGGCCGAAGCAUGCAUACACUGACUCCAGUCACACAUCCACACUAAUACAUAAAGUUUUCUUGACUUCCACUUUGCAUACAGUGGUACCUCGCAAGACGAAUGCCUCGCAAGACGGAAAACUCGCAAAACGAAAGGGUUUUUGGUUUUUUGAGUUGCUUCGCAAGACGAUUUUCCCUAUGGGCUUGCUUCACAAGACGAAAACGUCUUGCAAGUUUGUUUCCUUUUUCUUAAAACCGUUAAUACAGUUGCGACUUGACUUCGAGGAGCAACUCAUAGCACGUGGUGUGGUAGCCUUUUUUGAGGUUUUUGAAGACUUUGGUGAUUUUUGAAGCUUUUCCAAAACUUUUCUGACACUGUGCUUCGCAAGACGAAAAAAACCGCAAGACGAAAAAACUCGCGGAAUGAAUUAAUUUCGUCUUGCGAGGCACCACUGUACUAAGAAAGGAGCUCCCUUUCUCAUCAUGCAGCAUGGAAACACAGCAAAAUGCCCAUGCAGAGAACAAUCUCUUACUCCACAAACAGCUUUGCAGCAGGGCUCCUUGACUGUAUGUGUGCCUGCCUGUCUUCCAUUAAGCACCUCUCUCUUGGUCAACAUCCCUCUGUCUCCUGUGAGAGUGACAGAGAUACUGUCUGGGAGGCAGACACACAUAUGAAAAAGAGCACUGAGCUAGAUCAUCUAUUGAUCAUCUAUAAAUGAUCAAAGUGCCAUCCGUGGUAGGCUUCCCAAGCUCCCAUGCAUGACUUCCUCCAGUCUCUCUCCCAUCCUUCUCUCUGAUGAUGAGACUGGAAGAAGUCAACUCUCUCAACUCUCUUCUCUUUUAGAGCUUGGAUCCAAGGAGUGUAUCUUUGGAUCCAAAUUAUAUAUGCAAAAUAUUAGGGCAAGAAGAAUUCUCUGCAAACUCUUUCUCUGGUGAUCAUAUCAUUCCUGUUUGAAGGAGUGUGGCAGAUCUCUUCUGUCCUCCUUUGCUAACAUUCAAGGUCCUGGGCAUCUCUUACCCAGUAUUUGUAUACAUCACAGUGGUAAUGGGUGGCCCUUUAAUCAAUUCUUCCCACCAUUUUCAAAUGUUUCAAACUUCUGUCUGCUUUAACUUAAUUACAUACUUACAUCAAAUUUGGAAGCUCAGGUUGUUAUGUGGAAAUAAAAAUCCUGAUUUUGCAAGUGAACAGAUAACUAUAAAAGGCAAAUUUGCAAUAAAUGAUAGAACUUGAUUCUUGCAAGAGAUCUUGUUUAUUAUCUGUUCCAAAUGAUUGCACAGUUCUUUCAUGCUGAGUUUAAAAUUUUGAAAUUGACAGGAAAAGUAGGUUGCAUGCCUCUAGUAAUUCAUACUUUUCUAUUAUACAGUGAUGUUACAGCCUUUUGACUAUGAUCCAAAUGAGAAGAGUAAACAUAAGUUUAUGGUACAGACAAUCUUUGCCCCCUCAAACAUUACAGAUAUGGAAGCAGUGGUAAGUAAAUAGAUUUAAUUUCAGUAUUGUAAGCUAGCAAGAUGAAUUCUUACUUUUUGCCUUUUGCCGUAUUUUAUCCAUUGUGGUUCUUGUAUUAUGUUCAACAUAUAUUUUGAGUCUGUCCAACUUCUCCUCCUCUGUUGCUUUGCUGGCACAAGCUGGAAGAAUACUGUUGCGAGAGACCUCAAAAUGUACAUUCCACUUAGGAACUAAGCCUUGAGCUGCUUUCUUCAUCUUCAGGGAAAAAAAGUGUAUUUGCCAUCAGUUGUUGUUACACCAAUACUUACUUGGAACUACAGUAGUUGCAUAAACUAGCCAUUUUAAUGCAUUAGACAUUAAUGUUGGUCACACUUUUUUUUUUAAAGUGUGCUUAAUGUUACCACUUCUAUUUUGAAGAAAAAAUGGCCUUGUUCUCUCAGUCAGGAUCUCAAAGAUGAUACUGUUUUAAGUAACAAGGACGUUCUGUGUGCUUCUUUUCUGACAAAAUUUCAGUAGAAUAUAAGAUGGUUGUGCAGAACUAAGCCCAUGAAGUAAUAUUUACAAGGAUUAUCUUUGUUUUCUGCCUUUAAAUUUCAUAAAUGCUGUUGCAAAGUGGUGCACAUCUUUCGUUGUUACUGGUAAUUUAUUGGAUUGCUGUUUCACUUCCCCUGAUAAAAUCUAUAAUCUGAAGAGUCUUGUGUUUAUCAAUUUUGUGGCAAAUACAACUUCGGAGUUUCUAAUUCUAGAAAGUAGGGGGAAUAUCUUCUUUCAGGGAAUAUGCCAAUCAAAUUUCCUUCCUGAUAGCCUGAUCCAAACAAAAAAUAAAAUAAUCAUUUUUUUUCACUAUCUUUGAACAUGACAUGUUUUAGUUUUCCCCCCAUUUGAUAUCUACCAAAGCACGAAGAUUAGGCUGAGAGUAUCAUUUCUUUGUUUAUUAAGCAGAGAGGUGUACAAGCCCCAUGCCUGUGUGUGUUAUCUUUCCUGUUACAUCUGGAAGCCUAUGCUUACUAGAACUGGAACAAACCAUGGUUUCAGAUCCUAGUAACCAUAGCAUCCCAAUUUGGAUAUAGUGGGAAUGUAUGGUUAAUUAAACCAGGAAAAUUUAUAGUGGCAUACCCCAGUGUGCUCAGACAAAAGACUUGUGCAUCUUUUUGCUUAAUAUCUUCCCAGACUUGGUCAGUGAUUUGCCUAAGAGCUUCAUGUCUAAGUAAUUAUUUGAACCAUGAUUUCCCACUUCUAAGCCUAUUCAGUCUUAAAAUAAUGUGUAUUUGACAAAGUUUGCAUAUUAUGACUUGCUAAAAAGCUGUUAAGUAAAGCAGCUAAAAUUUAAUUUAUUUUCAUUGUCCUAGUGGAAGGAUGCAAAGUCUGAUGACUUAAUGGACUCCAAAUUGAGAUGUGUAUUUGAAAUGCCUAAUGAAAAUGAUAAGCUGGUAAGUAAAUAAACAAAAAUGAAACAACUUCAAGUAGUGAUUUUAUAACAACGUAUCUUAAGCUAAGAAUGUGCUUCGUAGUUGUUUUGUAUCUGAACAGUUUAUGUAAUUGUAUUAAAUAAAUUAAAAUAUGGGGCAGUGUAACCAGUGAUUCAGUAGCACACAAAAAGCUUUGUAUUUUUAUAUUUCUUUUUAGCAUACAGUAUAAGUGCACUAUUUGCUAUUGCCUCCCUAUCAGUCUAUUACUGCAUCAGUGUGUGCCAUAUGAAAUUGUGCAUGCAUAUGCCUAGCUCAUUUUGUCAAAGUGAAAGCUGCCUUGAUUCCACCUCUUGAAAACUGUGUUGCUUACACAGUGAGUGCAAGCUAGUCAGUUGGGAAGAUGGGGUGUGUUUCAAAGAGGUGCAAUGACCUUGUCACUGGGAACUGAGCAACAAAACCUCAAGACUCCCAUGUAUGAUCACAUAAAAAUCUUUGAAGAAGGGUAGCAGUUUGAAAGAUAAAGCAGUAUGGUAAUAUAUUCUAAGAGCUCUAUGUUUUUAUGACACAAUGAGCUACGGGCAAUCCUACAAUACUCUCCUGUUAAGGAGGAUUAAAGAAGUUGGAAGCAUGAGUGAAAGGGGUUAUUAGCAUAGGAACUUCUAUAUUUUUUAUUUCAGUGCUAUAGCUAAAAGCUACAAGUGUGAAAUCUGAGAAAAGGAAGCUGACAGUGUGCAUCCAAUUCCUUCUUUGCCAAUUUAGGCUGCACCAUCUUAUCUGGUACCUGUGUUAAGUUGCACAUGCUGUAUAGGCAUGUAGGAAAUUGUCUGGGUCAGCAGAACAUGGUUGUCAUACUAUUUGCAAGGAUGUGCUUUUUGUUGAUUCCUGCAUGAAGAUGCACCAUUGCUCAGUGUUGACCCAAGGGAUUUGCUGCCUAAAAUAGAGCUCCAGUGCCAUCUCCCAUUCAGGGACAACAGUUUUCAAAACGCUUGCUGCAGCAUUUAGACAGCAAUUACCGCCUGCCAUCUCAUAGUGUUUCCUAAAGCAGGGCUAGCUUUGCCACUGGUGUAACUGUAGUUGGGGUAUCUAGAAAUUGAUAUGGCCAAGAUCAUGCUAUGAAGCACAGAACUCUUAGAUUUAAUGAAAAAGCUGCUAAAUCCUAAGGCCCCGAGAUCUGUAAUGGUCUUAAAACCGUCCUCUAAUUUUCGUUAUUGAGAGACUUAAAUGGGCAAUUGUUUUGCAAAAUAUUUUAAAACUUCAGAUAGCCACAGUAAUGGCACGAUGAUAACCUUGGUACAACUUAAGAAUUCCUGCCUGUGAUUCUUAAAUCCUUGUUCUUUUGCCUCCACAAAUCUGUUGCCCUCCAAUAUCCUUUAUGCUUUCCUCUUCUCCCCCUGCCCCGCAUUAACGGCCCAAGCUAUUGCCACUUAGUUAUUGCGGUCAUUGUCACAAAGGUAAAUAAAUGUAUGGCCUCGAAUUCCAUUUGCAAUAUUUUGAACAGUAUACCUAAGGAAGAGGUUGCUGUGGGAAAGUUGAGGGCCAGCUCUCACAUGAUUAUACAUGGUUGGGUUGUAGGGAAAAGUAAAACCUAUAUCCAGACAAGGAUGUAGGAACUUUUAAAUCUAGUAGGUUGGAGUAAUUUACCAGUCCAUAAUUGAUAGAGGCAGGGAAGACCAUGCUUUAAUCUCUAGGGUUGGGGUAGAAAGUUAUAUACUAUAUCAUCCACCUUAAGAAGAAAGACAAUUUUAAGCUUUUCAGAAGUAUUAUUCACUUUGUCCACCAUGCACUGAUGUUUGAUAUUUGCUAGCUUAGUUUUCCAUUUAUUAAACUAGAAGAUUAUUUGCAGAUGUUUUUGUAUUUCAAGCAUGUUUCCUUGAUACAACUAGUUAUGUAGUGCUGCUAUUUUUUUUUAUAGAAAGUGCUGCUUUACAGAAAAUAGGAGAGAAGAAACAGUGAACUUAACUGAGCUGGAAGAUAUACUAUAAUCCAGCCCAAAAUCUGUUUCGCCGUUGAAGUUCUGCUUCCAAACUGCUUUUAAAAUUUCUUGUCAGCAGUUGAAAGUGCUGUGGAAACCCCAACAAAAGUAGCCUUAGCUUCUGUACGUGGUUCUGUAUAUAGUUUACAGUAGACAGUGGAACCUUGGUUCCCGAACAGCAUAGUUUCCGAACAAAUUGGCUCCCGAACGCCGCAAACCCAGAAGUAAGUGUUCUGGUUUGUGAACAUUUUUCAGAAGCCGAACGUCUGGCGCAGCUUCCGCUUGACUGCAGGAAGCUCCUGCAGCCAAUCGGAAGCCACGCCUUGAUUUUUGAAUGGUUUCAGGAGUCUUAUGGGCUCUCAGAAUGGAUUAAGUUUGAGAACCAAGGUACCACUGUAUUGUGUAUAGCACAAUCAUAUACAUAUUUAGCCAGAAGUAGGUCCUGCUGUUUUCAGUGAGGCUUACUCUCUACUAAGUGUGAUUAGAUUAGCACCCUUAGUCAAUAAAAUAAAAAAGAUGCUAGCUUUUUUGCCUAUUCCUGUCUUGUAAGCUGUUACUUGACUGCUUGUGCAUAACAUUUAUGUUUUUCCAAGUAGCAGAGAGGGGUUGCAGAGCCUAAUCCUUUAGCCGUUGGUUUAGUCACUCCCCUAAGUCUUGCAAUGAGAGAUCUGCUGAGUGCUGAGGGCAUGUCUCAGCUUCCACCUCAGACUUUAUCUUCAUCAGGAUCCGUACACAUAACUCCAUCCAACAGCAAGAAUCUUCAGAUACCUGCAAGUUAUAGCCAGAAGAUUGACAUGAUGGAGCAAGGCAGUGAGGUCAAACACAAGAUGAAUCAGGUUUGUUUUAGGGAGCUGAAAGCACUCAAACUCUUCUAGUGCCUCAGUGGUUAAUUAAAUUUAUUGUAGUUAGCUAAUAAAAUAUCAAUAGGCUUAAAUUGGAAGAGAGCAUUAUUUGAGAAAGACCUCAACAAUGAAAAUGGUUAAAAUAGCAUUACUUUUGUAGUGUAUCCUGCUCUCAAAUUUUGCUUUAUUAAUUUUUGUUGCUAGGAUUGAGAUAUAUGGCAAGAGGAAGAAGUGAAAGGUCUCAGCCGGAAGGGACCAAAAAAGAUCAGUAAGGCAGUUGAAACAGUCUUAGGGCAGGACCCUAAAUUCUUCUUGGCAACUGGAAACAAAUCUUUGGAUUUGUUCUGAUAUUACACCAAGCCAUGAUUUGGUUCUGAGAACUGCCUCAAAAGAGCCCAUUCACUCUGUCCUCCCCUUGUACAUGUGGUUAUUUUCUGCUUUUCACAAAUCGUAGUUUGUCACUAUUUCUGAACCAGCAAACCAUGGUUUGCACUUUUCCUGCAAAAAAGGAAUGUGCAUAGACUAGAAUUUUUUUGCCGUAGCUGAAAGAAAUAUGUGUCAGUAAUAUUUGACAGAGAUAACAGUUGAUAUUAAGGGGGUUAUUAGUUUACAAAAUAUACUUAUCUGAAAUGUUACAGUUAUUUUAAUUGUACUGGCCUAGGUACUAUGCAUAAUAAAUGUUUCCUAUUAAAACUCUUUAAAAACAUGAUAAUUUUAGGAAGCCAAAUUUUGUGCUUGAUUCAGCCUUGUAUGUGUCAAAUGCAUACAGCAUACACAAUGACGUCUUACUGUACUUUGCAAGUCUGUGACUAUUGCCAUAUCAUUUAUUCAAGCCUAUACUGUUUGUAUUAUAAUCAAAUACAGUAAAAAUGUUUCCUAAAUAUUUGAAGUUUCUUGAGUCGUAUUGCAGAUUGGCCACUGUGCUUAGUGACUGCCACAUGAAAUACAUGGUUUUUCAGUUCUUGAUGUCCUAACUUCUUUCUCUGCCAUAUUCUAAUUUAUUCCUCUCCAUUAUAACAACUAAUUGCAAGGCAGCAUUACCUUUUGCAGUGAUGUUAAUGCUAAUCCUGGUUAGCUCAAAAUCACAGUUGGCAAACACAUUAAGAAAGGGGAGCAUAGAGAGUGUGCAAGCCCAGGGACAUGCCUAAUCUCCCAACCAUGAUUGGGUCAUCAGGAACAUUGUGUGGACUCGAUUACUCUCUGUCAUACACCCAGGGCUAAGAUGUUUAUUUCUGUUGAGUUGUUCUCAUUUUAGAAUCAGGUGGGUACGAAUUGUUUCUCUAUUUUUAAUCCACUUGAAUUUUAAAAAAAAUAUUGAUGUUGGAAAUUUUUGUAAAGGGUUCACCCUAUCUAGGGUUUUCCCAAGAUAUGCUAGUGGACAACAGCUUUAAGUGAAAAAUUAGGCCUUUAUUAAUACAAAUGUAUGUAGAGUCAGCAAAUCAGGCUGGCUGAACUUUGAUCCUCUCGGGCAUUAUCUUUUAUACACGUUCAGCUACACAGGCAAUUACCACUUCAGACAAUUACAGCAAUUACAUAAUCACACUUACAGCACACUGUCAUUAUUCUUAAACCACUGGAGAUCCUUUGGCUCUUCUGACUAGCCCACCCCAACUUUCUCAUGUUCAUACACAUAGCCACAGGCUGUGUGCCUGUGUAUUCCCCACACACACACACACUUUUUGGUUAUUAUGUUACUUAUUUUCUGUUUUUAUACUGUAAACUGUCCUGUGAUCUUUGGAUAAGGGGCAGUAUAUGAAUUUUAUAAAUAAUAACCAUCUUUCUUCAUUGUCUUCUGAUUAAUUGCUCUUUGUAUUAGAUGUCUGCCAAUGUCUGCUUUCAGGUAUCUAUGCUGGGUCUCUUCUUGACCCAGGAUUUAGUGUAAUAACUAUACUAUACAUCUCCUAGUGUUUUGUUCAUAACUCAUCUGCUUACAUUUUGUUCCUUUCAGUUGUGCUAGGAACUGUAAGAGAACACAGGCUUGUGUAUACUUCUAUUUUAAAACAAUUUGUUCUUUGGGAAAGAUUUAAUAAAGCUCAUACGCAGAUUUCAGACUGCAAAGCUCUAAGUGAGCAAAAUGAUUUCAGAGAUGAAAUAAAAUGGGGAAAUGGUCCUGAAACAUAUCUUUAUCAAUCAUCUUUCACAAUGUUUACUCUCUGGUUGUUUUUUGAGCUUUGUCAUCUUUGUAACUAACUUGGUAUUCCUCCCCCCCCCCCCCCCGUGGUACUAAAAUAAAAAAAUGCUUUGAUUAAAGAAAAUCCUGUUCUGAAACCAUUUUUAAUAUUUGCAGAAUGACAUAGAUGCAAGCAAAUCUGCUCCAAUACUGAAUACAGCUAAGCAGGAUGGUCCAAUGCCAAAACCACACAGUGUUUCGCUUAAUGACACCGAAACAAGGAAGCUAGUGGAAGAAUGCAAAAGACUUCAGGCGGAUGUGGUGAAACUAUCAGAGGAAAACAGACAUCUGAGAGUAAGUUCAUAAGAGCAGAUUCAUGAAAGUUGUUUUUAAAAAAACCACCCUGUUUAAACGGAAGUAUUUAUCGUAGUACCCUUAUUAUACAUCCCAUAUAAUUUUCUUCCAAGAACAAAGAAUUGGUAGGCAAUAGGCAACAUCACAGUAGCAGACAUGAUGGGAUUUCACAGGGCUCUCCUCCCCACCCACCUCACACCUGAGCAGAUUUUGGAGGAGCGUAAGGAACUGCAGAGGGGAGGAAAGGAUGUCACCCACAGGAUUUAGCAAACCUACAGCAAAUUCCCCGGCCAGAGUACGUUUAAUUCUUCAAAUUUUUAAUGUCAGAGAUAACGUUUAAUUUUUUAAUAACACACAGUAAAAUAAUUUGACGCUGGUUUCAACUUAAGCGACUUUUCUUAACUGAUAGUCCUCUUAGCACCAAGCCUCCUUUAUUCAUGUGCCUGUUGUUAAGCAUUACCUCCAAACCAGAAUCUGACUAAUCAGGAUAGCUAAAAUUUGUUGAUGAAAAUAAAAUUAUUCUUAAAACUUAGUUCAUUUUAAACUAGGAUUUCGACUCGAUUAACAUCCUGCCUGGGUCACCUAGAUGCCUGUGGGAAACCGACAAGCAGGACUCAAGGACAAGAGCACUCUCCCCUCCUGUAGGUUCUAGCUUCUUAUUCAAAAACAUACUGCUUCCAACUGCUGAGGCAGUAUAUAGCUGUCUUAGCUAGCAGCCAUUGAUAGCCCCAUGAAUUUGUUCAAUCUUCUUUUAAAGCCACCCAAGUUUGUGACUAUCACUGGCAUUCCAUCGUGUGGGAGCAAGUUCCAUAGUUUAACUGUGCUAUGUGAAGAAGUACUUUCUUUUCUAUGAAAGUAUUUUCUUUUAUAUGUGAGUUUACUGUGAGGUUCUCUUGGUUUGAAUCCAAGAGAUGUCAUCCUGUAAUUGUCAUCAAGAGUAUGUCCUGUAUUCUAGUGCCUGUGAAAACUACACACUUCGCAGAGAUGAGGUAGCUGGAGGGUAUAAAACAGGAGUGCAGGAUCACCCACUUUUAAAUCAUGAAGAUUUAUGACUACAAACAAAAGAACAUAACACUUACUCUGCAUCUCAUGGACCAACACUUAAUUUCUAGAUAAAUAUAUGUAGUAGUGCAGCUGUACAGAGAGCCAAACAGCCAAACAGAAACCUGUCGCUUAUCUUUAGGCAUAUAUAAUUAAGCACAGUGUAAAAUGUAUGUGGUAUGCAUGAUUUAAAAUUUUGGAUUUUGGAUUUAAAAUUUUGGAUUAUGCUCCUAGCUCUUUGUCUGCAGCCUUGUCUCACUCUUUUAGUCCUUGUUUCUCAUUAUGUCCUUGCCCGUGACAUCAGUUCUCUUGGCUUUUAUCACAGUUGACUGAAGGUCCCUUCCUCUGUUACAUGACUGACUAUUUUCCCUUGCUGCUCCUUAUGCAUCACUUCCAACAUGGCCUAUAAAAUAUUUGCCCAUGUUCUUUCUUCCCUACCCUUGGCAUUUUCUGCCUGUCCCUGUAGCUUCCCCCACCCACUGCCCAUCUUAAAUGGGAAGCCCCUUGGGGUCAGGGACCUAUCUGAUUUAUUCUAUUCUGCAAAGUACCAUGUACUGAUGGCAUGAUACAAGUACAUUGGAAUAAUAAUUAGUUGUGAACAUGUAUUUUAUUUGUUAUAAGAUAUUUGAGUGUAUUCUUAUUAUUCCUAAAGGGGAUCAGUUUUCAGUUACUUAAAUUGAUCCUUUUUUCUUGGUAAUUUUAAAAUCUCCUUGAUUUAAAACCAACCCACCCUUGAAAUAAUACUAUAACAGCCUGACUAAUAAUCAUAGACAGUGGCUUCCACUGACAGAAGGGGUUUGGCCUCUCCCGAGAAUCAGGGGACUGUUCUAAAUAAAGUCAGUUGUUGAACAGGGGGUUGAGGGUAAAGGAGAGAUAGGAUUUGCCCAGUUUUCAGCUUUUACACUUCCUUACAUCCAAGGCAGUGUAAGCUUUCCCUUGGUGUUUUUUGUUUGUUUGUUUGUUUUUGCUUGUCUUUACGUUUCAUUUCUGAGCAUUACACAAAGCCAUACAAAUCUUGUGGCCACUGAAAAUCUAGAAGGUGCAGUGUUAUGAUGUUUAAUUAAUUUGCAAUCCUGAGCUAAUAGUGGUGUUCUGGGAUAAAUUGCCAUCAUCAGUGGAACAGUUUAAAUAGUUGGGUCUUUUGUUUCCCCGGUUUUGUAAACAGGCUAUUAUUGAUAGUAAAUAACAGUAGAAGGAUUAAUAUAUUUUGCUCUUGUUACUAAUUUAUACACAACAUGCUACACUUUAUUUUGUGCUACAUUUUGACAUCUUUUAAAGUCAGAUAGUGUGCACACACACAAAUAAAUUUGUAUUUCAUUUAAACCUGUCUUAAGUUUUAAAAUGUUUUGGUUAAAUUCAGAUCUGAAACAAUCUCUUUGAUAAUUUUUGAUUGAUUAUUUCCCCCCAUGUGUUUUCAGGAUGAAGGUUUGAGGCUGAGAAAGGUGGCACACUUGGAUAAACCUGGAACAUCAGGCUUGGCUCUCCGAGAUAAUGUCUCCAAUCCUCUUCCCUCACUUCUUGUUGUAAUUGCAGCCAUUUUCAUUGGAUUCUUUUUAGGGAAAUUCAUCUUGUAGAGAGGGGAAAAAGAGAGAGAAGCAUGCAGAAUGCAGCUUCCUUUUUUUUCUUGGCCAGAAAAAAAUGUAUUUACCUACCACUUCAUUGGUAGUAUGGCCCCAAGUGACCAUUAUUGUGUACAGCAUCAUACAGGCUUUGCCUCUAAUGAUCUUGCACGGUUAGACAACACAAUAAAAAGACAAACUGGUCGGCUGCUGGACAAAUUGUAUAUUAAUUCAUCAAUAGCAGGUGUCAGUUGCACAUUCAGUCCUUUAUGAAAAGUCAUACAUAAAUAAAGAAUUGUUCUUUCUUUCUGUGGUUUUAAUAAGAGUUCAAAAAUUGUUCAGAGUCUUGUAAAUGUUAUUUUAAUAAUCCUUUAAAAAAAUUAUCUGUUGCUCUUGCCUCUUGGAAAAUGAUUAUUAGAAUGUUAAUCCCACUUGUUCAGGAAUAUGAUGAGGCAUUCUGUGGGGAAAUGAUUCCUCUUAGUGUGUAAAUUUUAUCCUUUACCUUACUUUGCUAAUAUCAUGGCAGAAUUUCUUACCCCUUGUGAGGCAGUUGUUAAAGUUUUCAUCCUUACAGCCCUGUCCCAUGGUAUUUAACAUACAAAAAAAUAAAACUGUUAACAUACUUUAUGCUGGGUAGCUUGUUUCUGUGAAUUCCACUUUGAGAAAAGUUUUCCUUCAAGUUUUACACAUAACCUUGUCACAGAUGAAUGUUCAGUUCACUAGCUGUGGCUUGAACUGGUGCCAGCGAAGCUUUGAAAGAAACAUAGCUGUUUCCAUACUAUUUAACAGCGGCAGAAAAGGUUUCUGGCUUUUUAAGCAAAAUGAAAGGUUAGAAUUAGUUCUGUUUUGGGACAUGGGACUAAUUACAAGAGGCAGGUAUUUUAAACUUGUCUUUUAAAAUAGUGGUGGACUUUGCAGGUAUCAAAUAGGUAUAUUUCUGUUGAUUCAUUGAUGCUCCCUUAUCUGGAGUCCCCAGCAGUCCUUUAAUGAUCCAUAAUUUUACAUUCAGGCUGACUAGUCCAGAUGUUUUCUGGAAAUACAUUCUGUGUGACCUUUCCAAAUAAUUUUUCCUUAAGUACCUUAGGUUGAUUCCAGCUGAGCAAUCUUUUAUUGUUUAGUUUUAUGAAAGGAAAAUAAAGUUUUGUCCAGCAAAUAUGUCUUGGCACACUUGCCCAUUAGCUAUGCAUACCUUCUAUGUUCUAGAAAGUUUAUUUUGUUGGGUCUGAACUGCUUCUCCUCACUUAACCUCGUGGCUUGUUUCAUUUCUGAUCUCUAUGUCAUUAAGUAGAUAAUUUUGAAAGCACAAUACUUAGCUAUUUUUAACUGUUAGCCACCAUAGGGAGUUAUUUCAGAACUGACAUUCUUGAAAGGCUUAUUCCUGUAGGCAGAAUUUUGUAUAUUCUUGGAUAUGGAUGCAGCUAACUGUUCGAUCUUAUGUAGCUGAGAAAUGUUCUAGCAAAAAUAUACAUAUUGGUUGCCUUUGAUUUCUAGUGCUUUUUUAUUGGAAAAUAUACAUCAUGUACUGUCACUGCUGUCUCUGGCAAACUUUUAUAACACAUGCAAUUUGCAAAGAAGAAGAUGAUCAAACCAUUGCAUGAUGUUUCACUUUAAAAGCAUGCAAAUACAGACGUUUCCUUUUUAUGUGUUCUGGUAUCUGCAUUCAAGUCUUCUCUGACCAUGGUGACUGGAAAAAGUAUGCUCAAGUCUGAUUCUCAUUUCAUCAGUUCUGAAACCAUAAGACUCUCCAUACUGUGGUGUAUAAAUGGUACGUCAGAAGAAAUCAUUUAUUCCUUAAAGGAACUUGACCAUUGGAAGAUUACAGGGGGAGGGGGGGGCUAAUGUACAGGCUGUAACUUCUGGAUGCAUUUGGAUAUUUCUACAGUGGUGCCUCGCAAGACGAAAUUAAUCCGUUCCGCGAGAGUCUUCGUCUAGCGGUUUUUUCGUCUUGCGAAGCAAGCCCAUUGACUGAUUAGCGCUAUUAGCGCUAUUAGCGGUUUAGCGGCUAUUAAAGGCUUAAAGGCUUAGGGGAUUAGCUGCUAAAAGGCUAUUAAAGGCUAUUAAAGGCUUAGCAGAUUAGAUAAAGGGGGGGAAAAGCGAAAAAAAAUCUCAAGACUCGCAAGGUAUUUUCGUCUUGCGAAGCAAGCCCAUAGGGGAAUUCGUCCUGCGAAGCAACUUCAAAACGGAAAACCCUUUCGUCUAGCGGUUUUUCCGUCUUGCGAGGCAUUCGUCUUGCGGGGCACCACUGUAUAUGGAAGGAGAAAAUUUAAAAGUUACAUUUACUGUUAAAGGAGUGUAUACAAAGGUUUGUAGUAAUAGCUACACAUUUUAGGGUUAGAGAUAGAGAAUAAUUCAUCAAAAGCAAACUGAACUUAGAAGCUUAAUAUUGAGAAGUAUCCUGAUGUCAGAAAAUAAUGACGAUCCAGAGACUACCAUCUGAUUAUCAUAAAUAUUGAAUAAGUGAUAAAUUAAGUAGUGAGAGCCUGUUGGGCCAUGUAGUUGGAUUAUAUGUUUUAAAGAGAACUAUUAUUGAACAAGUCAAGGUGCAUUUGGGCGUCAUGUCCAGUAUACGUAAAGUGUGGUGCUCCUUAAAUGGAUGCGCUUCUGGUUUCUAAUAAUCCUUUCAUAAUUGUAUAUAAAAUGUAAUGCUAAACUAUUUUUUUGCUCUCAGGAGUGAUUUUGGAUGAUAUCAACUGUAUUCAGUGAAAUUAUGUAACACGGAUUAAAUUGUCUGUUCCUGAAAUGGUUAGAACUUUGCCUGCUUGCUUGUGUACAUAAAUGUGAGGAAAAUCUGUCCCUGUUACUAAUAAGCGUCAGAAAACUGUGUGUGUGAGAACCUUCUGUCCCCUUAACAUUAGAUUUCAUGUUUGUUGUGAAUUACUUGAUCCUGCAGCCUGGAUAGUCAUAAGCCUUUGUAACAUGUCUUAGUGUACAUUACAGCCGAAUACAAAUUAUGAUAGAAAACAUUGUGUAUUUCAAAUUAUAUAGACAGCCUAAAAGAAGCAG